GCCUAGGAAGGUAUUGAUUGAAAAUGGCCUCCUCCUCCUCACAGCUAGCCGUGGCGGUGGCACUGGCGCUGCUGGUCGGCGGCGCAUGGUGCGCGACCCCGGGCACCAAGAUCGCCUUCCAUGUCGAGAAUGGCUCCAGCCCCAACAACUUGAAGCUGCUGGUCAAGGACGCAGCCGUCGACAUCGUCGAGGUGGACGUCAAGGAGAAGGGCUCCAAUGAAUUCCUGCCCAUGAAGCAAUCAUCGGGCACCAUCUGGACGCUCGACACCCCCAAGCCGCUCAAGGGCCCCUUGUCCAUCCGCCUCACAGCGAAGGGAGGCGGCAUGCGCGUUGAGGACGACGUCAUCCCCGCCGACUGGAAGGCAGGCACCGCCUACAACUCCAAACUCCAGUUCGGAGGCUAA
Molecule: messenger RNA, 404 nt
Organism: Phragmites australis (common reed)
Lineage: Eukaryota; Viridiplantae; Streptophyta; Magnoliopsida; Poales; Poaceae
Product: major pollen allergen Cyn d 1-like
Exons: 1
Coding region: 24-404 (126 amino acids)
Biological process (GO): sexual reproduction
Cellular component (GO): extracellular region
Source: RefSeq, a predicted model, not a curated record